CCAGUUCGGCGGUGAGGAAGGAGCAACGUUCAUUUCUGGAAGGGGCUAGCUAGCCGCAUUCAGAGCCUUACCGACACCAAGGCACCCCCCGAGCCCAUUCCAACCUCCUGAGAGCCGUCGCCUAUCCCGCGCCCGCAAGCAACAAUCGUCGCGCAAUCCGCUGCCACGCCCCAUCGCAGCCGCCGCUCUGCACUCGCCGCUAGACCGACGCCCUUGGGCAAGCAAGGCUCGACGCCUCCGCUCCUUUACCUUCAGGCCUGCUCUGCGCGCUCUGGCAACGCCUUCCGCCGCAACCAGGCACGUCGCACCAUCUCGCCGACAGACAACACAUCAUCGCACCUCGCUCCUAACGCCGUCCAGGCCGUGACGCCCUCUCCCUUCGACACUCCGACGCACCCGAACACGCCCCACCUCACCGCUGCCCAAGAUGAUGGCCGCGGCACCCUACGAGCUCCGCACCGGCGGCGAUGGCAAGAGCAAGAAGCAGAGCAUGGCCGAGCUCAAGCUGCGCCGCCUGACCGAGCUGAACCAGCGCCUGCGAGAGGACCUGGAGCGCCGCCGGAUACCCGUCUCGGAAGCCGCGAUAGAUCUCAUUGCAUUCACGGACAAGGAACCCAAAGACUGGAUGGUGCCGUCGCGAUGGGGAACAAUUGACAAGCGCGACGACCCUUACGCUCCGCAACAAAGCAACGGCUGCUGCAUCGUAAUGUAAAUCGACGAGAAAGAGUUGGGGGUGUCAUGUUAAGCAAUGGCGUUCGUGCGGGGCCUCUGACGGCAAAGUCUUUCAUAUACCUCUAGGUCGCGGUGAUAAUACCCAUGGUAGACGUCCUGGGACCAUUUUGGACGGACCAUGUACUUUCAGCAAUGUGUAAAUUACGGAAAAGAGAGCACCGUCUGCCUUUGCAGCGCGGUAGGGAUUUCAGGUGUGUGUUUAGUCGGCCAUUCUGCCUUGCCAGGUAUUUCGAUUAUGAGAUAAAAAGCAGUUCCUAAUCGCACUCGCACUCGCCCUCUUUUUUUGGUCCAAAUGCCGUCUCACUGGUCUUCCUAUGAUCGCUCCUGGGCUAGUCUAGCUACUCCAAUUGUGCAAUUCAGAAGGCAGAGCGGUUUACCGGAGC
Trematosphaeria pertusa is the source of this 1115-nucleotide messenger RNA. RefSeq names its product G-protein complex gamma subunit Ste18/GpgA. NCBI's taxonomy places the organism in Eukaryota, Fungi, Ascomycota, Dothideomycetes, Pleosporales, Trematosphaeriaceae. The transcript is spliced from 3 exons. Gene Ontology annotation, molecular function: G-protein beta-subunit binding. Bases 431 to 712 code for a protein of 93 amino acids. Gene Ontology annotation, cellular component: heterotrimeric G-protein complex. The record is from RefSeq and is a predicted model, not a curated record. Gene Ontology annotation, biological process: G protein-coupled receptor signaling pathway.